This is a messenger RNA of Closterium sp. Yama58-4, 1119 nucleotides long. Lineage: Eukaryota; Viridiplantae; Streptophyta; Zygnematophyceae; Desmidiales; Closteriaceae. The record is from the annotation of a GenBank genome assembly.
AUGGAGAUUGGGCCACAAAAGUUGGCUGCUGCAGCAGCUGUGGGGUCUGUAGCAGCCUCUGUAAGAGUCGUGGAAUGUAGGGGCGUUGAGGGAGGUGAGGAGGAUGAGGAGGGUGUGAAGGGUGUGAUGGAUGUGGGAGGUUCGAGGGGUGAGGGGGGUGUGGGAGGUGAGGAGCGUGAGGAUGCAGGUGAGGGACAGAUGGGCGCUGCUGGUGCUACAGGGUGCGCAGAGGAGGCUACAGUGGGUGCCGCAGGGGCUAUGGAGAGUGGAGAGGCUGCCGAGAUGUUGGGGGUUGCAGGGCAUGUGGGGGGUGUGGGGAGCACUGCGGAAGAUGGUUCUCAUGUGGAGUGUAACCAGAACGAGCCAGGGGUUGCACCGGUGAGCGGACGAGCAAGGGAUGGGGCAGUAUGCGUGGGAGUAAGGGAAAAAGCUGGUGUUGGUGUGAUGGGUGGUGGCAGAGGGAGUGGAGAAGGAGGAGAGGAGGAGGCAGUGGGGGUGAGGGUGGAACGUUCUGGCGGUGAGUGUGCAGCAGCAGAGGGCAAUGUGGGGAGUGAACAAACAGGGCAGCUGGGAAGUCCUCUGGAUGAGGGUAGACAGAGUGAAGCUGCUGUGGCUCCUGUCCCCGUGGCUUCCUCUGCUUCAGAUUUGAUGGGAGGGCCGCGAGAGGAAGUGGCGGCAGUUGUGGGGGCAGCAGUUACGGGGGAGCUUGGGCUGGAGGUACUAGGAAAUGAAUCAGAGGCACACCCUGCUGCUGCUGCGGCGGCGGCGGCGGCGGUGGCGGCGGCGGCGGCGGCGGCGGCUGCUGUUGGUGGGGCAUCAGGAGGAUCGGGGGGGAUUUCUGUUGCGGAAAUAAGAGUGGGAGAAGGAGCAGGGCCGAUGGGUGUGAAGGGGGAGAGCGGGGGCGUCAACCGGGUGUUAGGGGCGGUGGGCGUGGAGGGGAGUGAAGCGAGGAUCAGUGAGGUGGCAGAGGUGGCGGAGGGUAGGGCGCAGCAGCACAUGUGUGGCAUGGGUGGUGAGGAGGAGACGGCUGAGAUGCGCAAGCAGGUGGCAGCUAUGAGGAUGGGCAUGGUGCUGUGGCGGAAACCACCGAGUAAGUGGAAACCCACGUUGCCAUCAUGA